Molecule: messenger RNA, 1504 nt
Organism: Rhagoletis zephyria (snowberry fruit fly)
Lineage: Eukaryota; Metazoa; Arthropoda; Insecta; Diptera; Tephritidae
Product: interleukin enhancer-binding factor 2 homolog
Biological process (GO): positive regulation of DNA-templated transcription
Cellular component (GO): catalytic step 2 spliceosome
Molecular function (GO): double-stranded RNA binding; DNA binding
Source: RefSeq, a predicted model, not a curated record
UUUUUGUAUAUCUAGCAUCGAUGUACUUCUGACAUCAUUAUAAUUCGAGCCUCAUCGAUUUUUUCGGCGUUUUCUUACCGCAAGGCGUGCUAAAUUAUUGCAUCCAAUCUGUUAUUUUUAAAUAAUUGCAAUCAUUAAUUCAUCUAAUAGAAAAAUGGUACGCGGAAACUUGCGAGGAGGUAGACCAAUGCGAGGUGGUCUACAUCGACCUCCCUUUAAGAAGACAUUUAUCCCGAGGCAUCCUUUCGAUUUAACUUUAGUUGCUGAGGUUUUAUUCCCAAAGGUAUCACCACAAGUCGAUGACUCUGCUCUUACUGCAGCACUUCUGAAGCGCAAUCAAGAUCUCAGUCCAACUCCAGCUGAACAAACCUCUAUUGGAAAUUUGGUUACUAAAGUGCAGUCUGUACUUGAUAAUUUGGUGGUUGCUCCUGGCGAUUUUAAUACUUGUCAAUUGGAGGAAGUGCGUCAAGUGGGAUCAUUUAAAAAAGGAACAAUGUUAUCUGGAAAAAAUAUUGCUGAUAUCGUCGUUAUACUGAAAACUUUGCCUACAAAGGAAGCAUGCGAAGCUUUAGCUAAAAAGGUCGAAGCUGAUCUUAAGAAUGCAAUGAAGACGGAAGUAUUGACAAAAGCUGAUCAAAUCUUCACCACUAUUCACGAUCGUGGAUUUGACGUAGCAAAUUGGCAGGCCAAAGUUUGCAUUUUAAUAGCAACGCUUCCACAAAAUUUGCGAAAAUUAGAAGCAGAUAUUCAUUUAGACCAAAAACUUAUGCAAUCUCAUCUCGCUGCUAUUCGUCACACAAGAUGGUUUGAAGAGAACGCACACCACUCUUCUAUUAAGGUAUUAAUACGCAUACUGAAAGAUCUCACAAAACGGUUUGAGGCUUUUAUACCUCUUUCUCCAUGGAUGCUAGAUUUGAUAGCACAUUUGUCAAUUAUGAAUAAUCCAUCUCGCCAAGCUUUGCCAAUAAACUUGGCUUUCAGGCGUGUUUUUCAGUUGCUCUCAGCCGGACUAUUUUUGCCCGGCUCUGCUGGUAUUACUGACCCAUGUGAACCAGGACAUAUUCGCGUGCAUACCGCAAUGACAUUAGAGGAACAAGAUGUUUGCUGUUUGACAGCUCAAACUCUUUUGAGGGUUCUUGCACAUGGUGGAUAUAAGCAUAUACUUGGAUUAGAAGGAAACACUAGUAUUGUGCGAGAAAUGUCCGUGUGGAAUGGCGUGGUUGUAUCACCGCUGGAGUUGGUAUAUGAGAAACCAGCCGAUAAGAAAGACGGCGAGGGUGAGGAGGACAUGGAAGCUGUUGAGAACGAUGGUGUCGCUGAUGAUGAUACUGUUGAGUAGAUAUUUACUCUCCAUGAAGUUGUGCUAUUUCAGUGUAUGUAUAUUUAUACAUUUUUAAUGAUGAAUAUUCGAAAUAAAAACUUCGCAUUUCAUUUAACUUAAAGGAUGUGAGGUUGAUUUGUAAGUAUAUACAAUGACGUGAAAAAUAGAGACCCGAAAUUGUGA